Molecule: messenger RNA, 676 nt
Organism: Myotis davidii
Lineage: Eukaryota; Metazoa; Chordata; Mammalia; Chiroptera; Vespertilionidae
Product: mitochondrial import receptor subunit TOM5 homolog
Exons: 1
Coding region: 41-196 (51 amino acids)
Cellular component (GO): mitochondrial outer membrane translocase complex
Source: RefSeq, a predicted model, not a curated record
GCCGAGCGCGGCUGGUGGAAGCCGGUGGGGCAGAGCCGCGAUGUUCCGUAUCGAGGGCCUCGCGCCGAAGCUGGACCCCGAGGAGAUGAAACGGAAGAUGCGCGAGGAUGUGAUCUCCUCCAUACGGAACUUCCUCAUCUAUGUAGCCCUGCUGCGAGUCACUCCUUUUAUCUUAAAGAAGUUGGACAGCAUAUAAAGAUUGGACAAUACAUGUGAAUGCAUGAUAUGAAGAACCUGGUUACAGUUUCUACUCUGCAAAUGAAUAGGCCCAGAAAGAUGUAAGAGACUCUGCUUGAAUGGACAUAAAAUUUCUACUUGUUAAGAACAAGUUUGGUUGUGGUAACUGACCUUCGUAGCUAAAACAGAAAACUACUUGGGAAACAUGGAAACACGUUUCUUGUGCCUGUGAUACUCAGCCUCCAUGAAUGUUGGUAUAAUUGUAAAUAAUGUCAAACUCCAUUUUCUAGCAAUUAUUAAUUAUAUAAGGGAAUUAUGUCUGCAGUGGCCCUGUCUUGUCAGUCAUUUCUAGUGACCUUUUUACUCUGUCAGGAGUAUACUGAAGAGCUCCUUAUGACUAGUUAUGUUUUAUGGAAGCCAGCACACAUCCACAACAACAUUUAAGCACAGGACCGUUAGUCUAUAUUUUUAAUAAAUGUACCAAUUAAGAAAAAAAAAA